AUGGACGGAGCUUCAGAUCGCCGCUUGAAGAAGAGGGAAUCUGACCGCAGAUGCCAGCGAGUCUCUCGUCAGCGGAAAAAUACCCGCAUUGCCUACCUCGAAGGCCUUGUGGACCAACUUAGAGAAGCUGACACAUCCGGCCAAUUGGAUAGUCUCGUUCAGAGGAUCUCGCAAUUGCAAAAGGAGAGAGAUUCCUUCCAGGGCAAGCUGGCCGCCAUCGAAGCCAUCUUGAUGCCUGGCCAAACUGGUGCUCAAAGAGAACCAGAGGAGGUUGCAGCGAGGACGCCCGAUAUUGUUACUACAGAGGCCCGAAUGGAAGAAGCUGCGCCUUCAUUCAACCCUUCACCCGGCCAGGAAGCAAUGCACUUUCCAACCGACCCUAAACUCUUCAUGAUCCCGGGGUUGGAGAAGGAGCCUCCGCUGCCAUCGACAGAUCCAUUGCGGCUGGAGGAAUUUGACUAUCAGAAAUAUCAGAACGACAUACCGAGCACAUGGCCAGAGAAUCCCACUAUGAAUAUCGCCAGGACAACGUUCGAGCGGCCUUAUCUGGGCAUGCCUUAUCCCACCGAGUCGACCCGAAGCACGUCCUUGAAUAGCAGCCGCAGCUGUGGAUGUGGUCGUGCUAAGGCCUUGAGGAUGCUGAAUCUGAAUCACUGGCACUACGGCAAUGUUACGCUCGGCUCCUGGAUGGAGUGGCCUUCUUCUGUUGCUGCAUCGGGUCAUGCCGAUCCGUACUAUGAGGACACCGUAGUGCGAGCUAUCAUUGAGGGCUGGGACGCCGUUGAUUUGCACGGCAACGUGCAUCCCAUGUGGCCUAUCUUGCGAGUCAUGGAUGAGUCGCUGUUCAAAUAUGCAGACGGCACCAUGAAUCGCCUCGCCAUUCUCAUCGGCGUGUCUCGUCUGCUCUUGGCCCAUAUCGAGCACUCCCAGGCAAUCUACAGCACAAUUCCCUCGUUCGCCCUUGAGAGCCAUGGCCAAGAUUACUACGCAUAUGCCGCAAACUUCAUCUCCUGGCCAGGAAUCAGAAGGGCGCUAGUGACCCACGAACAUAAGUAUUGCUCGAACCGCUUCUGGCGCAUGUUAAUAAACAGUAUUCGGGUUCAAUGGCCAUUCGAAGUUCGAGAUUGCUAUCUUUAUAACGCUGCCGAGGCAUCGUAUUCAAUAUCUCCAACGUUCCUGGCGACGCUGAACAACUUCCACGCUCUGGGCAUUAAACGCGAUUUUUUUGACUACUACCCGGAGCUUCGAGGGAUGGCCCUGGCCGUAGACGGGAUUCCGCCAUCAAUUACGACAACAAUGGGACUUCCCAGCAAUCAUAAUAUAGGAUUGAAGAAUGAAGGGGUCCAUCCACCAGGCCAGGAUCAGCAACCCGUUCUGUCUCCAUUUCACGUGCCCCGACAACUGGGUUCACAAGGAGUGAAACAAAGCGGUAUUCCUGAACAACAACGCGAGACUGGGGAUAUGCCAGGAGUACUGCAUCCUUCUGCCUCACGAGCUGCGACCACGGACGCACCAGCCAGCUCCCUGAGUGACAUGCUUCUGUGCUUGUUUGAGACUUCUUCCAGUGCCGCGGAAGAAGACCAAGGAAGCCAAGAAGACGGCAAAGGAAAGGGCGGGCCAGUUCUUCAGACCCCGGCUUGGGGCGGUGCACCAGGCCUGCUCCCUCGUCAGGUGUUGCUGCCCGAGGUCUCUCACAUUUUUGCCGGGAGAGAUUUUAUAUGA
Messenger RNA from Exophiala aquamarina CBS 119918, 1722 nucleotides. RefSeq lists its product as uncharacterized. NCBI's taxonomy places the organism in Eukaryota, Fungi, Ascomycota, Eurotiomycetes, Chaetothyriales, Herpotrichiellaceae. The transcript has a single exon. The record is from RefSeq and is a predicted model, not a curated record. The coding region runs from base 1 to 1722 and encodes 573 amino acids.